AGUGGCUAUCUAUCAACCAGAGAGGUAUUGAUAAAUUGCACUCCUCGUUCAUUGAGGAAUCUCUCCCGGUCUAUGCUGUUUACCCUGUGGAUGUCUUUAUGAAGGUUCGACAUCUGGAUUUGCAUGUGCAUCGGGAGCCAUCGAUCUUCGGCAAUUUUCUACAUCAUCUCGUUUCGAAUUCCAGCCCUAUAGAAAUCCUCUGCUUGACUGGCGAUAUGUACCAAUCUCACUGGAGCGAAGUACACCAAUACCUACUAUCAGCCACUGAGGGUCUCGAUGCAGACGCCGUCAACACCAUUAUGCCGCGUCUCCGAGAACUAAGCUUCUGCGGCUUCGACCUGAGUCUACCAUGGCUCCCCGCUCUGCGCAAGAUCGUUGACUUUGCGAAACUGACAAAACUCUACGUCACAAAAUGCGAUGCUGCGUCCGCGUUCUUGCACGACCUAGCAUCGAUUGCAGAGAUCAAAAUGUUUCGUCUCGAACACCUCGCCGUCGAUGCUUUGAAUGAAAGUUCCUAUCACUACGACGACGAAGCUGCCAGCGCCAGCGCCAGCGCCGAAGCAAUUGACAAAUGCAUGGCGAAUAUCGUCCGAGAAAGCAGCCGCGGUCUCAAGACUCUCCACCUAGGCUGGCACGAACAUUACGAGGACGGACAGGGACAGACUAAUAUCCUCAUCCGAAACCUCCUUGACGAAAUCUGCAGCAGCCACGGAGAGUCCCUGCGCAUCUUGGGGUUACACACGCACAAUUAUGCAGACUAUGAAGAAGGCGUGGAGGCGCUGAGUCCUGAGGAUCUCGAACGUGUGUGUAGAGCCUGUCCUAAGAUUGAGGAGUUGGGGUAUCAAUUGGGGUCCGGGGUGUUGGAUGGUGAUACCGAGGAUGGAGAUGCGUUGGAUGCUUUUGUGCAAAACAUAGCCCUCCUCCCCUCCCUACAUACCCUGCACCUGCGCUUCCCGCACGAACUCGAGGUAUCGGGAUUCGACCCCUAUCGCUACGAUCCCGAUGAGCGACCAGAAUAUAUGGAGGGGCUAGCGAAAGAAUUGAGAUUAGUCGCCAGGAAGAUAUUUAGUAAAUUAGAAGCCUAUCAAACGACCAAGGGGGAAGGAGGGAGAGAGGAUAGAAGGAAUAGGUUGGAGAAGAUUGUGAUUGGGCAUCUCACGACGUUGAGGCAGCAUACGAGUAAGUGUUCGCUUCCGCAGCAUUGUUUCGUUAGGGGGGGUUUUGAGGAGGGUGGGAAGAUUGUUGGAGGGUAUUCGGAUGAUAAAGAGGAUAUGCAAGAAGAAGAUGAUAGUGGGGGUGAUGACGAUAAUGUCAAUGGCGAAGGCGACAGUGGAGACCACGGAGACACUAGCAGUGUGGAGCCACAGAACUGUGAGGUUGCGGCGAAGCCAGUUCUGCGAUCAACGUUGCGCAGGAUGCGAUUGAAUACGCGUGUCUUAGAUAUAGAUGUUGGGGUAGAGCCUUUUGAGCAGUGGGCUAGGAGGGCGUUGUAGGGCAGAGUGUGUGUUCUUGUAAUGCGACAUAUUCUUUUCUUCUGCAACACAUGUCUCAUUAGAGUUAAAAGGUUAAUCCUCAGCUAUUGGUAUUUGAGAUAUAAGAGCAAAAUAUGCUGGAACAAGCAUUUCUCCAGGUAA
This is a messenger RNA of Aaosphaeria arxii CBS 175.79, 1634 nucleotides long. RefSeq lists its product as uncharacterized. NCBI's taxonomy places the organism in Eukaryota, Fungi, Ascomycota, Dothideomycetes, Pleosporales. Bases 99 to 1493 code for a protein of 464 amino acids. The transcript has 2 exons. The record is from RefSeq and is a predicted model, not a curated record.